CUAAUAUAAAUAUAUUAUAUAUAUAUAUUUAUAAGAAAAGAGAAAGAGAAAGGGAUUAUUAGGGCAUGUGUGUGCACUACACUUUUUUAUAUUUUCUUUUUUAAUUAAUUUUGGACUUGUAUGUGUGUGUGUUUGCCUUCCUAUAUUUAAGUGUUUGUGUUCUCCAUUUUCCCAUUCUUGAAAAACCUUCGUUUGUUCUUCUCUUUGUUCUUUUCUCUUUCUAUAUACAUGAACCACUACUACUACUACUUAGUCCUCGGGAUCUGAUAAUCUGAUCUAUAGCACAAACAUUUAUAUAGUUAAGGUUUUUGAUCAUCAUACACUUCAAUUCCCGAGGUGAUCUGCUCCAUCACUUUUAAUUGGGUUUCUUUUUCUUUCUCUUGUUUGUUUCUUUUUUCUCUCUACUUUUCUUUUUGUCUCCUUUAUUAGUGGACUUUUGGUAGAAAAAAGUACUUACAAGAACUAAAGAUAGUGACGAAAUCCCAACACAAGAGCUUAAUCAAAAGGUGCCUUAUUACCAAGCUUGUCUCUAUAAGUUGAAUAUUUUUAUAUACAAUAAAAAUAUAUAUAUACAUACAUAUUAUCCACACACCCAGACAUAUCCAUAUACAUGUAUCAGAGCUUCGAUUCUACCAGAUCUGAGGAAACCUAGUUGUCUGCGACAGAGAUUUUGUUUACUUUGGAUCAACUUCUCUAAUCCGUACAAUACAAGAUUAUUGCAAUCUAGCUUCAAGGGUGUAAGUAGAUUAUUAUUGGGUGAAAUUUGAAAGAGCUAGAGAUCAAGAGUAGUAUGAAUACAUUUUCACAUGUACCACCGGGUUUCAGAUUCCAUCCCACAGAUGAGGAACUUGUGGAUUAUUACCUCAGAAAAAAGAUUGCUUCUAAAAGAAUAGAUCUCGAUGUUAUCAAAGAUGUUGAUCUUUACAAGAUUGAGCCAUGGGAUCUUCAAGAAUUGUGCAAAUUAGGAAGUGAAGAGCAAAAUGAAUGGUACUUUUUUAGCCACAAAGAUAAGAAAUACCCAACGGGAACAAGGACAAAUAGAGCUACGAAGGCAGGGUUCUGGAAAGCAACAGGAAGAGACAAGGCCAUAUAUGCGAGGCACAGCCUGAUUGGGAUGAGAAAGACUUUGGUGUUUUAUAAAGGCCGAGCUCCUAAUGGUCAGAAGUCUGACUGGAUCAUGCAUGAGUAUCGACUUGAGACCAACGAAAAUGGAACUUCUCAGGAAGAAGGAUGGGUUGUGUGUAGGGUUUUCAAGAAGAGAAUGGCCACCGUGAGAAAAGCCGGCGACUACGAUUCUCCACCGUGUUGGUACGAUGAUCAAGUUUCCUUCAUGCCAACGGAGCUCGAAUCGCCAAUGAGAUCAGUCUCUCAUCACAAUCAUCAUCAUAAUCAUCAAGCAUUCACAUCAUCAUUCCACCAAAAUCACUACCCUAAUAACAAUUGCAAACAAGAGUUGGAGCUUCAUCAGUUCAACAUGCCUAGGGCAACCUUAGUAGGAGAUCCAUUUUUCCAACUCCCUCAGCUAGAGAGCCCCAAGCUCCCCAGUACUAGCACUACUACUCAUGCCGAAGAUCAUCAAUCCUGUUUGAUGAUGAUGAGUAAUGGAUCUGUGUUUAGCAACGAAUUACAAGCUGUUGAUCAACUCAUGAUGAUGACUAAUAAUGCUUCUAAUAAUAACAAUAAUAAUGGGAGUAGUACUACGGAUUGGAGGGUUCUUGAUAAGCUUGUUGCUUCUCAACUCGGUCAUCAUGAUGAAGAUCAACAACUAACAACUGCUGCUGCUGCAGGUGCGGGUGCACCGGUCUUCCAUGUGCCUCAUCAACUGGUGAUCAACAAUUUGCUGGGCGGUGAUGGUGAUGAUCAUCUUGAACAACGACUACUGUAGUUGUUGGAGCUGAUCAAAAGGUCAGAAAUUAUUCCACGCGACUCAGCCACGUACUACUUGCCACACUGAUCUCUGUGGAAGAUAUAUUAAACAUUAUUAUUAUUAUAUAUAUAUAUAAUUCAAAUACAGUAAUUAGCUAGAUAUGAUAUAUUGAUACAUAUAUAUAUAUAUUAUAUAUAUACUUAACUUAGGAGUUUAUUAUAAGUAAAGAGAAGAAGAAAGGAUGGUACUAUUACUAUAUAUAUAUAUAUAUUGUUUUAUGGCCUGUACAUAAUAAGAUGGAAUACCUCUCUACCUACGUACGAACAUUGCAUUAUGAGCAAUUCGACUUUUGGGGGCCUUUUUGUGAAAUAUUUGAGAGGACUAGUAAAUCUAGAAACCAAUAUAUUUGAAUAUAUGUAUUUAUAUAUAUACAUAAAUCUUUAAUAAAUAAUGUUGAUACUUUUUGUUUCUUUCUUUUGGAGCUAUCUGUUGCUGUUCAAUAUAAAUACACGUAACCUUAAUAUACAUGUAAAGAUUCAUAUCAUGGUAUGUUCUACAUGGAGAGUAUAUAGCAUUUAUAUAUAUUUUUAUUAUAAGUUCAUGUUUUGAAUGGAAAAUGUGACUUUGUUUCUUAAAGUACUUCAGCUACGUGUGUAUUUAAUCUUCCGAAAUUGUACUUUAAUUCCAAUGAAACCCAAUGCCUAGAACUAUCAUGAAUGUUUGAAGUUUUGAAGUUUCAUUUAUUGCCGAAUCGGUACAAAUUAGUUUAUUGUUUGGCAACCAAUAAUACUUAUAUUUGGAUAAAUUAACCGAGAGUGUGAAUUCGAAAGGAGAGUUAAUUGGUUCAAUAAUGUAAUCCCACAUAUUACUAAUCAUUAAUCAAAUUUCAUUUCUCAUAUGCACUAGUGUUCAAUCCGCGGCUUCAAAAAAACAUAGCUUAUUACAUUGCAUUAUCAUUAUUAUUAUUAUCAUUAAUUUUAAAAAAUAUAUAUUCUUAAUUUUUCUGAUUUUUGAAUGUAAACAUGUG
Cannabis sativa is the source of this 2894-nucleotide messenger RNA. RefSeq names its product NAC domain-containing protein 7. The transcript is spliced from 4 exons. Gene Ontology annotation, biological process: regulation of DNA-templated transcription. Lineage: Eukaryota; Viridiplantae; Streptophyta; Magnoliopsida; Rosales; Cannabaceae. The record is from RefSeq and is a predicted model, not a curated record. The coding region runs from base 791 to 1885 and encodes 364 amino acids. Gene Ontology annotation, molecular function: DNA binding.